Messenger RNA from Colletotrichum aenigma, 1440 nucleotides. Its product is annotated as putative transporter. Gene Ontology annotation, molecular function: transmembrane transporter activity. Gene Ontology annotation, biological process: transmembrane transport. The transcript has 5 exons. The record is from RefSeq and is a predicted model, not a curated record. Gene Ontology annotation, cellular component: membrane. NCBI's taxonomy places the organism in Eukaryota, Fungi, Ascomycota, Sordariomycetes, Glomerellales, Glomerellaceae. Bases 1 to 1440 code for a protein of 479 amino acids.
AUGCCACCAACAGACGGCAAGAUGGUCGAGAAAGACACGACUCAAGACGCGACGGACGUCUCCCAGGGAGACUCCAAGACGAUCCGGCACCGCUCCCACGACGGCGGGGGCAGGGACAUUGCCGCCCAUCUGGCAGAUCAGUUCGCCAACGAGCCGGACUAUGAUCGCCAAGAAGAGGUCAAGCUUCGCUGGAAGCUUGACUUUCGGCUCAUUCCGUUUUUGUGGCUUAAUAUCACGCUGCCUGCCAUGGACAAGAUUACGCCGUCGACGGGGGCGCUGUAUGGGAUGAGGGAGGACUUGGGGCUGAAGGGGGAUCAAUAUGCGUGGGUUGGGUCGGCGUUCUACUUUGGGUAUUUGCUGUGGUGUUUCCCAUCAUCGCAGAUCCUCCAACGACUCCCGAUCGCAAAGUCCAUGUGUGCGGUUAUGAUCAUAUGGGGCUUCGUGCUCAUUGGCGCUGGGUUUUGUCGAAGCUUUAUCCCAAUGGUCAUCACCCGUGUUCUUCUAGGCGCCCUUGAGGCUCCCGUCGCUCCAGGGAACUUCAUCAUCAUGACGAUGUGGUACACCCGUGAGGAGCAACCCAUCCGAGCAGGGCUUUUCUACACCGGUCUCGCCACAAUCAUAACCGGCACCCUCGGCUGGGCCGUCGGCUUCCUCCCCACCCACGCCUGGCCCUCCUUCUUCUACAUCACCGGCGCCAUCUCCAUCCUCUACGGCGCCCUCGUCGGCGUAUUCCUCCCAGACAACCCCGUCCGCGCCAAGUUCAUCACGCCGCGCGAGCGCUUCGUCGCGAUCGAGCGCCUGCGCGCGGACCAGCUCGGCAUCGAGAACAAGACCUUCUCUCCGCCGCAGCUGCGCGAGACGCUGCGCGACCCCAAGACCUGGCUGAUGUUCUUGUUUAAUAUCUGGGUGAGCAUCCCGAACGGCGGGCUGACCAACUUCGCGCCGCUGAUCGUCAACGGGCUGGGGUACUCGCCGCAGCGGAGCACGCUGCUGAUGAUGCCGACGGGCUUGGUGCAGACGCUGAGCAGCUAUGUGUGCAACUUUGGGGUUUACACGGGGAGGUUGUGGGCUUUGUAUUGGUCGUAUUUCUACCUCGGGCCAUACAUCGUUGCUCUAGGCAUCAACAGCGCAAACACCGCCGGACACACGAAGAAAGUUACGACGAACGCGAUUGUCUUUGCUGCGUACUGCAUUAGCAACAUAAUCGGCCCGCAGUUCUUCAAGUUGUCACAGGCGCCGCUGUAUCCGCUUGGUAUGGGUGCCAUGCUAGUCUCGUACGCGCUAAGCAUCUUCACCAUGAUACUGUACAUGUUGUACUGCUGGAACGAGAACAGAAGACGGGAGAAGCUGGAUCAGGAUGCCGGGCGGAGGGUCCAUCUGGAUACAGACUUCCAGGACUUGACUGACAGAGAGAACGUUCACUUCCGAUACGUCUGGUGA